UUUGAUUUUUGAACCAUGAAAAUUCAAAGCGAAAAAUCGAAAUUACGAAGACAUAUCGAAACCGUUCAUCUCCUUCUCCCUUCCUUCCUUUCGACGAACCUUGGCAGCUCUCUCACCACCGCCGCCAUCGCCCGUCCGCUUCCGGGAAAAAGAUCGCCGCCUCAGUCUUCCAUCCACCGCCCUCAAUCCGUUCACGGACUAAAGGUUACUACACCUUCUCUCUCUCUCUCUCUCUCUCUCUCUCUCUCUGUUUAUGCACGUACACAUCUGUUCGUAGAGCCGAGUGUUCUCUUUGUUGGAACAUUUGAAUGUUUUCAAGGAAUUAGAAAUGUCGAUACUUGAGGCGUGAACUGUCGCGACUGUACUAGCUUCAAGUGAGAAGCAAUAAGCUUUGCGCUGUCAUGCUCGGCUUUCGCGUCUGAAAUGGGAUUCUAAGGGAGUUAAAUUUUAGGCUUAUGCUCUCGAAUGCUAAUGGUUCCUGGUUUGCUUUUCCUUCCAAUGUUGCUGUGAUUGCCCAUCCUGUAUUCACUGUGUUUCUUCAAUAUUCUCUUCUCCCUUUUUCAGGGUUUAUUCGUCUGGGCAGUAGUUUGAGAGAUGGAAUCUUUUUAGGUUCUUGGGAAAAUUGUAGGUUGCAGUAUUGAUAAAUUUCGGGGGGAGAUGAGUUUGAUUGUGAGGUUAAGGUAUCACCUGUCAAAUGGGUUGUGUGCAAAAUCGUACCUUCCUGCUUUGAAUCAAGCAAUCAUCAACGGUGUAUUGUCUCGGAGCUUUGCACAAGCUGCUAGGAAAGAAGAGGAUGAAGAGGAAGAAGUAGAAAUCGAUCAAAGGAGGCUUCCAGCUGACUAUGAUCCUGCAACGUUUGACCCCACAGAGCACCGUAGCCCUCCCACCGAGCGCGUGUUCAGGCUGGUUGACGAAAUUGCCUCAUUGACAUUGGCAGAAGUUGCAGAGCUGGGCUCAAUUAUAAUGAAAAGGAAAGGAAUGAAGGAGUCACCAACAGUGGGAGUUAUAAAGGGUGGAGCAGCAGCUGGAUUGGCUGGGAUGGGAAUGAAAGGGUCAACAUCAGCAGCUGCCAAGGAAGAAAAGAAACCAGAGAAGACUGUCUUCGAGUUGAAAUUGGAAUCUUACGAAGCCGCUUCUAAGAUUAAGAUAAUCAAGGAGGUGAGGAGCUUUACUGAUCUGGGUCUCAAGGAAGCGAAGGAUUUGGUGGAGAAGACACCAGCAGUGUUGAAGGCAGGAGUGUCAAAGGAAGAUGCUGAGAAGAUAAUCGAGAAGAUGAAAGCUAUUGGUGCCAAAGUUGUCAUGGAAUGAAGAACACGUCAUUAGCUCCCAUCGAGAAAAGAAAGGUAUACAAUGCCUCUCCUGAGAGCUCUUCUUCCUUCUUCCAGUAUUGUAGUUUCUUUAGCUGAUAUGGCGGAGGACUCGACUGGAGUGAUGUGUUGCAAUCUCUGUUUGUAGAACAGUGUCAAAACAGGUGUGCCGUAGAACAACAGUAAUGUGUAGGACGAAGAUUUUUCAAUUUGAAGUCGCCCAUUGUUGGUGAGCCUUUCAGCAUUGCCAUCUUUUUGUAGUCUUGAAGGAUGUUUCUGGUAUGUUGUCUUCUUCUCAUGAUUAGACACGGGUUUGGUAAUAAGAAGGGUUACUACCGUCUACCAGCCAUGAUGAACUUCCUAAUGCUCAUCUUGACCUCUAUUGGAGGCUUGAUCUGGCAAUGGGGUUGCUCGAAUUUGUUGGUGCAGAAUUGAGUUUCAUGCAUAGGAUGGUUUCUUUUGUUUGGCAUGAACAACGACCCCGAGAUGGAGGACAGCAACCCCAUUAGGAUCUGGUACUUGUUCCUUCACUGUUCCUUUGAUUUUCCUUUUGCGUUGAGUGAGAAGUGCGCUAGUUGAUGAUUGCCUAUUGGCCUUACUAACCACUUUGUUAUGAUGGAUUAGCCUUAUUUUCCAUGCAUCCUUAUGUUUCCUCGCAAUGUUUUUAGUAAAAUGUCAAAACGACCCCAGUAACAUUUGAAAGUAGGGUGAAUUGCAUGUUUGGUCACUCGUAUUACACGUUUGGUCCUCGAACGAUUCUUCCUUCAACUUGGCCAUCAAUAUUACACCUUUAUGUCAUUUGUGGUUACUCGUCGUCUAGAUUUUUUUUUUUUAAUUUGUCCCACGUGGCGGUCAACAUUUCUUUGGCGCAACCACUCGGUAACUCUAGCCCUCCCCCGACGACGCCUCCUCUGCUCUUUCCUCUUAACCAGCGUCGCCCCGUAUCCCGUCCAUUGCCUUCCAUUCUCCCUAACCAUUCGAUCAGCUGAGAAGAGAAAUCAUUAGCCAGAUUUUUCCAGCAACCUUUAUGAUUGUGCAGCAGUUCAAUGAUAUCAUGGAGUUUUUUUUUUUUUUACGAAUAAUAUCAUGGAGUUAUAGCUGCAGAUUUCACAUCAUUGUGAUCGUCAGAGUUUUUCAAUGUUGGUCGUGGUAAUGAUGAUGAGGUGAAGUCCAAGCGCAGUGGCAACAGCAGCUGGUUUAGGAUAGUGAAGCAAAGGUAUUGUUUAUCAAUGUACUUGAGUUGAGUGUUACUCCCAUCUAAGCAUAGUUAGUAAAAUACGGUACAAGAAAUUGGCUAUUGUAAC
This is a messenger RNA of Linum trigynum, 2611 nucleotides long. Lineage: Eukaryota; Viridiplantae; Streptophyta; Magnoliopsida; Malpighiales; Linaceae. The record is from the annotation of a GenBank genome assembly.